CCACGACGUGUUCCUGUUUACAGCCUGCUGGAUAACAGCGCGCAGCCAAAGCCGAGGUUUCACGCGCGCCCACGCCCCAUCCAGCAGGGCUCGCGAGCCGGUGCGCGUGCGCACUCGAGGCGUCGGUGUCAAACAUGGCUGUGCUUUUGAAGAAAGAAAAAUGCUGAAUUGUGCUGGUGGAAUUGUGAGAAAAAAGAGACAAACAUGGCGAGGCUGGCCGAUUAUUUCAUCAUCGUCGGAUACGACCACGAAAAAACAAGUUCAGGUGAAGGAUGCGGGAAAAUCAUUCAGCGCUUUCCAAAAAAGGACUGGGACGGCACGGCGUUCCCUCAGGGUGUGGAGAUGUUCAGUCAGCCGGGUGGAUGGAGACUAUCUCGUGAAAGAAAGCCUCCUACGUUCUUUACAGUGGUGUUGACGGACAUCGAAUCGGACCGACACUACUGCUCCUGUCUGACCUUCUACGAGGCUGAGGUGAACCUGCAGGGCACAAAGACUUUGCAAGGUGAGGGAGACGAAGAUGAGGAAGAAGACGGUUUGAUCCAGCCAGCUCAAGUGUUUGCACCCAAAAGUCUAAUCCUGGUCUCCAGAUUAGAUUUCCCAGAAAUAUUCAGGGGCUGUUUGGGGUUGAUCUACACCGUUUACAUCGACAGCCUGAACUUCUCCAUGGAAAGCCUCGUGGCGAAUCUCUUGACAUGCACCGUGCCUACAGCAGGAGGCUCCCAGAAACUCUUUUCUCUUGGAGCUGGAGACCGACAGCUGAUUCAGACUCCACAAAAUGAUGGCCUGCCUGUGACCAAUAAAAGUGUUGCUCUCCUCUUCCAGCAGCUAGGCAUCCAGAAUGUUCUGAGUCUUUUCUGUGCAGUUCUCACAGAACACAAGGUUCUGUUCCACUCCAGCAGCUACCAGAGACUCGGCGAGGCCUGUCGAGCUUUGGAAGCCCUGAUGUUUCCUCUCAAAUACAGCUACCCCUACAUACCCAUCCUCCCCUCUGGGCUGCUGGAGGUCCUCAGCUCUCCCACACCCUUCAUCAUCGGGGUUCACUCCAUGUUCCAGAGUGAAAUUCAGGAGCUGCUGGACGUGAUCAUCGCCGACCUGGACGGCGGAACGAUAAAAAUCCCAGAGUGUAUUCAUCUGUCUCAGCUCCCCGAGCCUCUCUUACACACUACACACAGCUCACUGUCUGUGGUUUUGCACCCAGAUCUUGAGAUCGCUGAUAACGCCUUCCCUCCUCCGCGCUCCGCUCCGUCCAACCUCAAACUGCUGGAUAAGGAGGUGAGAGCGGUCUUCCUGCGCUUGUUUGCACAACUGUUCCAGGGCUACAGGUCCUGUCUGCAGCUCAUUCGCAUCCACUCCGAAGCCGUGAUUCACUUUCACAAGGCUGCCUUUCUGGGCCAGCGCGGCCUGCUCGAGAACGAUUUCUUGCAAAAGGUGUUAGACGGGAUGGCUUUCGCCGGGUUCGUGUCCGAGAGAGGACCUCCGUACAGAGCCUGCGAUCUCUUUGACGAGUUGGUGGCUUUCGACAUGGCGCGCUUUAAGGAGGAAGAGGAGAACCCAAGCACGCUCCAGAAGCACCUGAGAGAGCUCUCUGAGCAGCUGUACCGCAAUGAAAAUCCCAACCCUCACAUGGCCUUCCAGAAGGUUCCUCGGCCCAGCGAGGGCUCUCACCUCCGGGUGCACAUGGUGCCCUUUCCUCUGAUGGAUGAGGAAAAGGUUGUGCAGCUCAUGCAGGACGGAUUGGCCAAACAAAACCAUUCCAACAUCAGUACACGAGUCGAGAAGAAGUGCGUAGUGCCCGCAGGUCCCCCUGUAGUGUCAAUCACAGGGAAGGGCAGCUCGGUGUUCAACAGCGCCCGGCGCCUGGAGGUGGUGCGAAGCUGCAUCGGCUUUAUCUUUGACAACAAGACGCUGGAGACGGAGAAAGCUCUCCCUGCGGCACUGCGCGCCCUGAAAGGAAAAGCAGCUCGGCAGUGUCUUACCGAAGAGCUCAGUCUACACGUGCAGCUGAACCGUGUCAUCCUGGACCACCAGCAGUUCGACCACAUCGUGCGCAUGAUGAACUGCGCCCUACAGGACUGCUCCAAUGCCGAGGAGUAUACGGUGGCUGCAGCGCUGCUUCCUCUCACCACAGCCUUUUAUCGGAAACUGGCCCCAGGCGUGAACCAGUAUGCCUACACGUGCGUGCAGGAUCAACCCAUCUGGACCAGUCAGCAAUUCUGGGAGACCACCUUCUACUCCGAGGUGCAGAACCAGAUCCGUGACCUGUACCUUAACGCUCCAGAGGAGAAGCCCCUCAUCACAGCUAAACUUAAGGAUCCAGGUUCCUCUUCGGUUCCUCCCUCUGCACGAUCAGAGCGGACCGCCAUGGACCUGGCAGCCGAGCAGCUGCGUGCAUGGCCGAGCCUUAGCAAAGAGAAACAGCUGGAGCUGGUGAAGAGUGAAGAGAGCACGGUGUUCAGCCAGGCCAUCCACUACGCCAGCCUCAUGGUCUACCUGCUCGUGCCUCUGGACGCCAGCAAGAACAAGCUGCUCCGUACGACUACGCCCGCCGCUGACUGGGAGAGCGGCAGCAACAGUAUCGUCACCAACAGCAUCGCCGGCAGCGUUGCGGAAAGCUUCGACACGGAGAGCGGAUUCGAGGACUCGGAGAACAGCGACAUCGCCAACUCUGUGGUUCGGUUCAUCGCUCGGUUCAUCGACAAGGUCUGCACUGAGAGCGGAGUCACUCAGGACCACAUCAAGAACCUGCACAGUAUGAUACCAGGCAUUGUGGCUAUACAAAUGGAAACACUGGAGGCAGUCCACAGGGAGAGCAGGAGGCUUCCCCCCAUCCAGAAGCCAAAGAUCCUCCGCCCGACGAUGCUCCCAGGAGAGGAGUUGGUAAGCGAGGGAUUGCGGGUGGUCCUGGACCCUGACGGACGUGAAGACGCGACAGGCGGACUGCUAGGAGGCCCUCACAUGCUGCCCGCCGAGGGGGCGCUCUUCCUCACCACCUACCGCAUCAUCUUCAAAGGCACUCCCCAUGAUCCUUUAGUCGGCGAGCAGCCUGUGAUUAGAAGUUUUCCAGUGUCCACGCUGACGAAAGACAAAAAGAUCACCAUUCAGAACCAGCUUCAGCAGAACAUGCAAGAAGGCUUACAGCUUCGAUCGGCCGCCUUCCAGCUGAUUAAGGUGGCGUUUGACGAGGAGGUGACGUCCGAAAUGGUGGAGAUCUUCAGGAAGCACCUGCAGAGGAUCCGGUACCCACAAUCCAUCUUCAGCACGUUUGCCUUCGCCGCAGGACAGACGGCGCCACAGCUUCUCCUGCCCAAGCAGAAGGAGAGGAACACGGGCUUCCGCACGCUCUCCAAAACCAUAGUAAAAGGGGCGAAGAGAGCAGGCAAGAUCACCAUGGGUCGUCAAUCCACGCUGCAGAAGAAAAACGAAAAAGGCACGCGUAACAUUUGGAGCGAGGAUGACGAUAUCUCCAUAUCGGACGACGGCGAGCCGCCCUCGAACAGCACGCUCAAGGCCUCGGACAAGUCCACCAUGGAGCAGUUGGUGGAGCGCGCCUGCUUCCGGGAUUACCAGAGACUGGGUCUGGGCACCAUCACCGCCAGCUCCUCACGCUCUAAAAGCGGAGAGCAGUUCCGCGUGACGGCCGUCAACAGACUGUACUCGCUCUGUCGCAGUUACCCCGGGCUGCUGGUGGUGCCUCAGUCGGUGCAGGACGGCAGUCUGCAGAAAGUCGCACGUUGUUACAGACACAAUCGGCUGCCUGUAGUGACCUGGAAACACCCUCGCACCAAAGCGGUGCUGAUGCGUGCCGGCGGCUUCCACGGGAAAAGCGUCGUGGGGCUGUUUAAGUCUCAGAACCAGACCACGACCGCUCCCGUCUCUUCGUCCGAGUCGUCCAGUAGUCUGGAGCAGGAGAAGUACCUGCAGGCCAUCCUCAGCUCCAUCCCUGCGUACUUCAAAUCCAACGGCAGCAACACCCUGUCUAACCGCUCGCUCAUCGGUCUUUCUCCAGCUACCGAAAGACGGACGUCCAGAAUGCCAAAGAUGGCUCCUGUCCACUUGGAUAUUUCUUUCUCCAACAGUUUUGCCAGAGGAGAUUACACAGAGUUGCACGAACACGUCGGAUUUGCCGCGUUUGGAUGCCGAUUACUUGGGUACAAGGACAAACUUUUCACUCACACAAACCAAGCUAAAGGGAGAAUCCACAAUCAAGGUGUGUGGGCGAGUCUGCGCUCCAGCAACAGGUUCAGCCAGCACCUCUCCGCGGCCGACGCCGGGGUACGGCUGGCAGCCAAGGAUCUGAUGCCCCCUACAGGAAACGAAAGUCUCCAGGCGCAGCUCCUCAAGCACCAAGCGGCUCUCUACAUCUUCGGAGAAAAGUCUCACCUCAGGGGCUUCAAGCUGGACUCCAUUCUGAACUGUGAGCUGGUGCCGGUGGAGUUUGCCGACACACGGCAGACCAAGGCCUCAUUCAAAAAGUUCCUGCGUGCUUGUGCUCCCAGUGCCACAUCUACUGACUCUAAUGAAUCCUUCCUUAAAGUCCUGGAGGAGAGCGAAUGGAUCCUGCAGCUGCACAAGCUCCUCCAGCUGGCACUCAUCCUAGUGGAACUGUUGGACAGCGGAUCGUCGGUGAUGCUGAGUCUGGAGGACGGCUGGGACAUCACCACACAGGUGGUGUCACUGGUGCAGCUGCUCAGCGACCCAUUCUACCGGACUUUGGAGGGCUUCCAGAUCCUGGUGGAGAAGGAAUGGCUGUCAUUUGGGCAUAAGUUCAGCCAGCGCAGUAACCUGACCCCCAGCAGCCAGGGCAGUGGCUUCACACCCAUCUUCCUGCAGUUCCUCGACUGCGUGCACCAGGUCCAUAACCAAUACCCUUUGGAAUUCGAGUUUAAUCAAUACUAUCUGAAGUUCCUGGCGUACCACUAUGUCUCCAAUCGCUUCAAGAACUUCCUCUUGGACUCGGACUACGAGCGCCUCGAGCACGGCACAUUGUUUGAGGAUAAAGGAGACAAGCAGGCCAAGAGAGGGAUUUGUAUCUGGGAGUGUAUAAACCGAAUGCACCGCAGAAGUCCCAUCUUCUUCAACUACCUGUACAGCCCUUCAGAGGCAGAGCCCGUCUUGAAGCCGUCCAUCUCCAUACCCAACCUGACCAAAUGGGAGCUCUACACGGCCGAGACGCUCUCCACCGGACCCUCGUACGAUUGGAGGAUGCUGGCUGUGUCCACAGAGAGCUCCGAGGAGCCAGACACUAUCGCCACUAGCAAGAGGAGGAUCGUCUGGCCCUGUUACAGCAGCGUAGCCCGCGCUCAGCCCGACGCCAUCACCAAACUACUGGCCGACAUCGAGAGAUUAGAGGGAGAGCUCGGUCAGGUGCCCGAGCGAUGGCAGGCCACUCUAGAGAAAGUGCGAGUCAGCGUACAGGACGACCUCAAACAAGAAGGCAACUUACGGAAACAGCCCGUAUCCGUCUCGGGCUUGAUCCCUACCUCUAACCUGCAAGUGUAUCAGCGCCACUCCAUGCUGCACCUCCCUGACAGCGGCCUGGGAGAGGACAGCAGUCCCACGGCGGCCAACGGCAUGAGCCGGCGAGCCGCAACACUCUACAAUCAGUUCACCCCCAAGAAUGAUGAGAACAGGUCAUUUGAAGGUGUCCUGUAUAAGAGAGGCGCAUUACUUAAAGCCUGGAAGCGUCGAUGGUUCGUCCUGGACAUAACAAAACAUCAGCUGAGGUAUUACGAUACAGACGAAGACGUCAGCUCCCGCGGACACAUCGACCUGGCCGAGGUGGAGUCGGUCGUGAUCGCCACGCCCACCAUCGGAGCUCCCAAAUACAUCAGCGAGAAGGCCUUCUUCGACCUGAAGACAACUAAGCGGGUGUACAACUUUUGUGCGGAGAACGCUCAGAGCGCGCAGCAGUGGAUAGAUAAGAUCCAGAGCUGCAUCUCGGACGCCUGAAGCCUCGAAACCCCGGACACUCCUCCUUCAUCACCACCGUCUCCUUCCCUGCAAGGACAGUACACUGUGCGUUAAUAGGAGCAAAGCAAAGCCCUCAGUGCCUCAGUGAGAUAUCAGAGGAACACACUCUCACUUUAUCACUACAAACACGUGCACUCAGGCUGCAGAGUCACUGCCAACACUAAUCCUCUACGGAAACGUGCCGAUUCCCGUCAGACGGGUCUGUUUUACCGCCCGGUCUCUCCUCAGCUCACGAGUCUUACAAUGCCGUCGCACUAAAAACUUCCACACGCGAGCGGAAUCGACGCAGGAACACAUUAGGAAAGGAUUCGGCCGCUCACGAUCGGAAAAGUACGACGCGUAAUAUAGAGAGACGCACAAUUAUUAUAUAACAAGGCAGUUUAUUUGCACUUACUUCUUUGAUAUGCACUCCUAAAAUAUCUAGAUUUUCUAACAGAUAAAAAGCGAGACAAAAAACAUUACUUUACGUCCAAAACGUCCGUGUUUAUACACAACACGCAUACGACUACAAAAAAAAAAUACUUUGCACACUAAAAACAUAAAUAUCCACUUUUCUAUUUAAGACGUUGAUGUUUUAGGUUAUUUUUAAUACAUGAAUGUAUCUCAGUGCAUAACAGGUCAGUUUUUGUGAUGUAAAUUAUUAUUAUUUUUUUUUUUUGUACCUUUAAAAGAGUAACUCGUUUAUGUUCAUGGAUAUUACGUCGACGUUGUUUUGUAAAUAUCCGUCUAUUUUUUUCCCCCCCAUACUGUGGUAAAAAUGCUCUGGCUUUAUAUUAUACUGACAUUUUAACUGACAUGAAGCCGCCAUACACUUGUUUUUGUUUGUUUGUUUGUUUGGUUUUUUUUUUUAAAUAUUCUUAUUCGAUAUUACUGACCCAGAAAAGUGCUUCCUGUCUGUCUCGUUUAUAAGACGCCGUGUUUGACAUGAAGAGAAGUCCACUCCAUUUCUAAGCUCCUCGUGCGCCGAAGGGCUCUGAAUCUGUGCAACACUACGCGGUUGGCUUGGGUUAUGAUUUACAUUUGACAUUUUGUACAAUUCUAAGAAACGAAACUGAAAAGAAGUCGCUCGGACUUGACGUCGCUGAGCUCUGUGUUUUGUGGUGCCACUAAUAUUUCUGUUUGCCUGUUUUGUUUUUUUUUAAAUCUGAAAUAAAUCAAGUUUACUUGAACGUCAUUCAUAACACGAUGAA
This is a messenger RNA of Tachysurus fulvidraco (yellow catfish), 7160 nucleotides long. It is a transcript of the gene sbf2, whose product is annotated as SET binding factor 2. The record is from RefSeq and is a predicted model, not a curated record. The transcript is spliced from 43 exons. NCBI's taxonomy places the organism in Eukaryota, Metazoa, Chordata, Actinopteri, Siluriformes, Bagridae. The coding region runs from base 205 to 5949 and encodes 1914 amino acids.